ACUGCUUACAGAUGACGCGCGGAUCUUUCUCGGUAAUUGUGAAUGUGCCUUACGAUCACGUAAUAUGUGCACGAAUCUCCUUCGUGGGUUUGCGCAUACGGAGCUGGAGAGCUUUUUGUGAUUUCGUUGGAAUUAUUUUCGGAAUUGGCUGGGAUCCAACAUUCAAUAAUGUUCACCAAUCGUCUGUCAACAAUCCUGCGGUUGGCUGCACAGGAUCAGCAAUGGCAACAACAAAGAGGAAUGGCCACUCUCAAAGCUAUCUCUAUACGUCUAAAGUCAGUCAAGAAUAUCCAAAAGAUCACGCAAUCCAUGAAGAUGGUAUCAGCGGCCAAGUACAAUCGUGCAGAGCGUGACUUGAAGCAAGCUCGUCCUCUCGGCAUUGGCACAAAGACAUUUUACGAGCAGGCUGAGAUCAAAGCGCCAGCAGAGGAGCCAAAGAAGCUCGUCAUUGGCGUGACUAGCGAUCGUGGUCUAUGCGGCGCUGUGCAUUCUGGGGUAUCUCGUAACAUUCGCGAUCAAUUACUAGCUGAUCCCAAGGAACUCGAGAACACAAAGAUUAUAUGCAUCGGCGAAAAAUCCCGAGCGAUUCUCCAACGAUUAUUUGCGAAUAAUAUACUUUUUGUCGCAUCCGAGAUUGGCCGUAAGCCACCAACAUUUAACGAUGCAGCUAAAAUAGCUAUAGAAAUAAUCAAUAGUGGUUAUUCCUUUGGUUCCGGACGUAUAGUGUACAAUAAAUUUAAAUCUGUGGUGUCAUACGCAGUUGAUGACUUGCCAUUGUUUGAUAAAACCGCAGUAAUUGCCGCACCGAAGCUAUCAGUGUACGAUUCACUUGACGAGGAGGUGAUACAGAGCUAUUUGGAGUUCUCGCUUGCCUCAUUGUUGUUUUAUUCGAUGAAAGAAGGUGCUUGCAGCGAACAAUCCAGCCGUAUGACAGCGAUGGACAAUGCUAGCAAGAACGCCGGCGAAAUGAUUGACAGACUCACUCUUACUUUCAAUCGCACUCGGCAGGCUGUGAUCACUAGAGAAUUGAUUGAAAUUAUCUCCGGUGCCGCAGCAUUGGAUUAAGAAUAUUUUGAAGGAUAAUAGUUUCUCAAUUUCUAGUGUGGGCAAAUAGAAUAAGAAUGUAUUGUUGGAAAAAGAAGAAAAACAAGAGGAGAAAAGCCCGCUAUACCAACGAAAGAUGAAAUUCUCGAUCGAUUUGGACGGUAUUCGAUUAUACAUGGAGCUAUUCCGUGAACAUCAAGAACUGUUCAAAUUUAACGUUAUUUAUAUGUCCAAGCUGUUCAAUAAAUCGAUCGACUUAAAAAAA
Cataglyphis hispanica is the source of this 1309-nucleotide messenger RNA. RefSeq names its product ATP synthase subunit gamma, mitochondrial (gene ATPsyngamma). NCBI's taxonomy places the organism in Eukaryota, Metazoa, Arthropoda, Insecta, Hymenoptera, Formicidae. The record is from RefSeq and is a predicted model, not a curated record. Gene Ontology annotation, biological process: proton motive force-driven ATP synthesis. Gene Ontology annotation, molecular function: proton-transporting ATP synthase activity, rotational mechanism. The transcript is spliced from 3 exons. The coding region runs from base 169 to 1065 and encodes 298 amino acids.